AGUUUGGAAAAGAUUUCGUUUGGUUGUCGAUUUUGUUUCUGUUAUGAAUCUUUAGUAUUGAAAUAAUCAACACAAACUCUUAUGAUAGUCUUUAAAAUAUCCUAAUAUAGGUAAAAACAUAUAUAUAGUUUGCUUAAUUCUAUUUUCAUAAACUUUAUUUUGGGAUUCCUAUGAACUAACAACAGGUGUUUCUAUUUUCGCGCAGACCCUUAUCAUGACCGAUUCUGAAAGCAGUGAUGACGAGGAGCUAGUGCAAUAUGAACUUCAAAGCUUAUCGGAUUUUGGAUAUUCUAAGUCGUCAGCAAAUAUUAGUAGUGAACCGGACGAGUACAACUCUCCCCUCGUGCAGACAUUGGCAUUAAACCAACAAUGCCAGGCCAAUUUAGUUGAACUAAGAAGAAAAUUCGAAAUAGCUUUAUCAAGGAAUCGCGGUCAGCAACGAGAAAUUGAAGAAGAUUUAAACAGGGGAAAACCUGAGGAACCAGAAAAAGGAAUUCAAAUUUUUGAUAUUAUUCAAAAACCCUAUAUACAAGAUGAGAAUGGCUUCGCUUAUCCAGAAACAAACGAUUCAAAGUUUCUUAAAAAGUAUCGAGCUUUUGAUCCAUCAGUUAGAAAUAGAAAAAAAUGGUUUAGAGAUGAUGUGGAAAUUAUUGAAAAAGCAGUAAGGGAAGACACUAUUUAUCGUAAAUGCCAACCAUUUCGAAACAGACUUGAGCUGCUAAACGAGAAAUUGGAUAAUGAUAAGUUACCUGAAUCACAAAAGAAAAAGUAUGAAGAGGAAAUUGAUAAAAUUAAAGCUGAGAUGGCAAAAAUACCUACACUAUCCGAUGAAGAACUUUUAGAACCUCCUGACCAAUCACACGAAAUUGACUGGCUUAAAAUAUCGGUUACAGAUUUUAAGGGUAUACAUUCAGAAGAAAAUUGUAGAUUAAUGUGGUCUAUGGUUCUGCAUCCUUCGUUGUCCGGAGGAAAUUUCUCUACUGAUAGCUUGAAAAAACUUAUUGGCUUAGUUGAAAAAGGAACUAAUUGGAAUACCAUUGCAAAAGAGAUGGGGGAAAAUAGAAGUGUUUUUGAAUGCUUAAGAGGCUAUUUAGCUGCAGUCAAAAGAUGGCCAGAACUUGAUGAACCAAAGGUUAAUAGACUUUCGCUUGAAGAGUUUAGAAAUAUUGUGGCCGAAUAUACAAACAACCAAUUUAUCAACUGGUAUAAAGUAUCUGAAAAGUUAGGGGAUAUUACUCCUGAUUCUUGUGUUCGAAUUUAUAAGUCGAAAUUAAAGGGCUAUAUGUUAGGUCCUUGGACUGAAGGCGAGGAAGAUUUAUUACGUUUAUCAAUUGAAACUUUUGGUGCUGAUUAUGUCAAAGCAUCACGAAUUAUAACAACCAGAUCUGCCUUGUCUUGUAGACAAAAAUAUGAGGAUAACUUGGAUGAAACUUUGAUAUUCGGUAAUUGGACGACGGAAGAAGAUUUAACAAUAAUGCAAUUAAAAGAGGGUGCUAAUGUUCGAUGGGUUGAUAUGGCAAAAGCUUUCUCUGGAAGAACAAGUAAAAUGUUGUUUCAAAGAUACCAAUCCUUGUCUAAAUGGAAAGAAGAUGCGUAUAUUAUGGCUAGAAUGAAUGAUUCUGAACUAAGUUUACUUAUAACGGCUUCUGAAAAAUUCCUACACGAAAUGGACUUGCAAAGUUUCAAAGAAAAUUUAAGAUCAAUGAAGAAAUCUUAUUUAGUUAAAGAAGCUCAAGCAAGAAUAAAAGAUUUUAAUGAAACGACAAAAAAUACUAUUGAUAGAGCUUUAAAUGCGGAAAAUUUGGCUGAAUUGAAAAAGAUCAAGAAUCCAGAAUUAAAUGAUAUUGUUCAAGGUUUAAUGCUUUUAUACGAAGAUGAAGAAGCUCAUAAAAUAGAUGAAAACAUGCAUAGAAUUAAAGUUGAGGAGAUUAGAGAGAGUGCUAGAGAACUAGUAAAAAAUAUAGAAAUGGGUGUGUCACCGCCAAAACCUCUAGUUUCUAUGCAGUUAAGAAAAGCGAAAAUUGAUCUGGAGGUCAUAAGAUCGACUGAAAAUGAAAGACAACUUAAGAGCCUGGUAUUUAAGUCAUUAUCGAAAGGCGUAAAAGCAAAGGCUAGACGUCUAAGAUAUAUACAAGAACGUAGUGCUGUAAAUGAGAAGAAGCGCUCUCAAAAAUUGCAAGCCAUUUUGAUGACGAGAAUGCGAAAUUUUGGUCGAAUUACAAAAGUUAAAGAUCUAAUUAGUUUAGCUCAGGUUACAGAGUAUGAACUAAAAUCAGAUGCUAAAGGAACUAAACGAAGAUGUUACCAUUUACAAAAGGAAAGCAGAGAGUUUCUUAAACAAGGUGCUAUCGAUUCUCCGGAGGAUUUUACACAUGAACAAUUAGACGUUAUAAUUAGAACUUUGCAAAAGAGGACUAAAGUUCCAAAAUCUACCAAAGAUUGUUUUCGAUCAAUUGAAUCUUUAAACGUCAAAACUCAUGAUAACAUUAUGAGUGAAUUAGGAGAACUUUUUGAGAUUGACAUUGAUAGAUUGUGCGACCGAUCAGAGGAAAUUAUGAGUGAGCACAAUAUUUUGGAACAUGAUUUGAAUAAAUUGAAGAUAAAACAUAUGAAUGACUCUUUAUUCGCUCGAACGAUACAACAUAACGUUCAGGAUGUCAUAUCUAUAACAACACGAGCUAACGCACAGAAACGCUUACCUAGCGCUGAUUUACCGUUACCAGCUCAAAUAUAUAUUGAUAAGGAAUACUCUGAUAUUACUCCACUAUACCCAACUACUACGACGAUGAGAGGCUAUGACAGAGUCUUGCGAGCGCUUCCAUUAGUUGAAUAUCGACUUCCAGCAGGUUCACCAGUUACUUUCAAAUGGGAUAACGUGUUAGGUUCUAUGAGUCUUUGUAAAAGCUAUAAACCUCAUGUAAUACAAUUGGCAAUGGAGAUUGAAAAGCGGCAAAAUGAAAUGAGCUCAAUUUUAAUGCAUAGACUAAACGCUAUGGCUUAUGAAUACAAGCAAACCGACGAAUAUAAAUUACUAAGAAAAAGAAUAUUAACAACUUUUACAUGGCCUAGACUUUUAGAACAGUUUAGCGUUGGAGAUAUUCUGCACGAAAUACAAAGAGAAAAAACAACAAGCGAAACCGUUGAAGAUGAUAAAGAAGAUAUCGGUGACGGAGAACGAGAACAAGAAGAGACAGUUGAGAAAGUUGAUAAUUUGAAACAAAAAAGGCGGUCCAAGGGAACGUCUAAAAGCUAUAAAUCUAAAUGGGUUAGGCCUAAGAAAAGGAAAAAUGUUGACGUUUUAAAGUUACUUGGCGUUGAACAAAAGCAAAUGUACGCUUAUAAAAACGCAGCAAGGAAACGUCGUAGAAAAUUAAGUAAAGAAUCAAGUUUUGAUGAAGAGCAACCUCUUUUUAAGAAAAGUAAUACAUGCAAAAAAGGAGAAGCAAGUCAAUCUGAACAAGAUAUCAGCGAUGAAGAUGAGAAUGAAGAUGAUUAUGAAAACGCUGUAUCGAAGAAGAAAUCUUCAUUAAAUGUUAAUAAUAACAUAGAUGAAUCAUACGUUCAAAAAUUUAUAAAAACUAGCGAAAUUAUUGACGGCGAGAGGAUGCGAGUUGCUAAAAAUUCUAAAGGAGAUAUUCCAGUAUCUGAAUGGCCUGAACAAGAAUUUCAUUUUAACAUGAAUAAAACUCAGCUAAGAAAGUUUAAAAGGUCUGGCAGAAGGAAAACAAAUUACGAAUGUUAUGUCCCUUUGGCAAAGUUUUUUGUUGUUGGUAAUGCUUUUGUUAUUCAAAUUAUAAAGGAUCCAAAUAAUUCUGCGCCUGGAGAUAAUUCUAUGAAAGCGGAGUUGAAGGAGUCUGAUUUGGAGGAUGAAAAUAUAUUUAAAAUUGAGACUGAAAAGAUAAAAUUUAAGGAAAAUUCUUUCGAAGAAGGUAAUUUACAUCUUUUGAAAGUGCAUGACUUUCCAGCGGGUAAAAUGUUAUCCGUACCAUUGAGUGAUGAAAUUACUGCAUUUGUUCCCAUUGAAAUUGUAUAA
Dimorphilus gyrociliatus is the source of this 4033-nucleotide messenger RNA. Lineage: Eukaryota; Metazoa; Annelida; Polychaeta; Dinophilidae. The record is from the annotation of a GenBank genome assembly.